GUAAAAUGCAUGAAUAAGAUUAUUAAAAAAGGGUAAUCAAUAAAAAAACCACUCCAAAUAGAGGUAUUAGAAAUACAGUCAAGCCUUGGUUUCCUGAACUCAAAAAUCGCUUGGCUGUUUAAGGUACAAUGAAUCAACCAAAUAGAUUACGAUUAUAAAUAUUUUGCAUUGCCUCCAAAUAAGAUGGUAUCAUUGCUUAAAAAAGAAAACAUCAAAAUUCCAACCGAUACACAAAUUAAAGAAUUUUUAAGAAAACACUCUCUUAAACAUUUGGUUCAUUAUAAUACUGAAGAUUUUUAAAAUAUAGAAGUUAUUUAAACAAAACAAAGUCCCCCCUCAAAAAAUAAUCAAAAUCAGAAUAAAUUUAUAACAUAACCUUAUUUAACAAAUAAUGGAUUUUUUUUGGAUAAAAAAAAACCAAAAACUGCUUAAUAAAAUUUAGAAACCUAAUCAGAGCUGUAACAUUCGAAAAUAAGAAAUCUAUAAUCAUAAAAUGUUUAGAGAAACUAAAAAAUUCAAUUUCCCAAUUAAGAAAUGCGUUUUGAGAAGUUUAAUUUGAGAUUUCAAGAGUUAUCAGUUAAAUCUACUCCAGUAUUGAAUAAUGCAAUUUCUAAAUGUUUUCCAAGCACAAAUAAAAUGAAAAAUAAUAGAAAAAUAAACUUAUUGAUGCGAUCUCUUAAGAAAAUAAAAUUACUUGGUCUCACAAUACCUGAGAUUUUAUAAUAUUAAAUAUUUUAGAAAACUGCAUUUGCAACCUAAAAUUCAAAAGAAUUUAUUUAGGCCUCAAAAAAUAAUAAUAUCGAUUAAAUUAAAAGUUUUUUAUUGAUUCAACCUUUUUUGGUGUUUCAGUUUGACUAUUAUAAUAUGACAGCACUUCAUUGGGCAUGCAAAAAUGGCUAUAUAGAAAUAGUUGAAAUAUUAUUAUAAUAUCAUGCAGAUUUUGAUGCUAUUGAUGUUAUGAAUCGAACUCCAUUAAGUAUUUCGAUUUCAGAAAAUUAAAAAGAAAUUGUUAAAUUACUUCUAAUUUAUGGAGCCUAUCCUUGGAGUACUAUUUUAACUGAUUUAAAGAAACCUUUAUAACGUUAUCCUGAAUUAAAAAAAAUAAUAAGUCAAGCAAGAAAAUUUUAAAUUUUAAAUAAAUGGAGUCGGGUCACCUAAGCUAAGUUAACAAUUAGCUGGUGA
Molecule: messenger RNA, 1182 nt
Organism: Paramecium sonneborni
Lineage: Eukaryota; Ciliophora; Oligohymenophorea; Peniculida; Parameciidae
Source: the annotation of a GenBank genome assembly